GCCAAAGCCCUGUUGUUCAGAGGUCAGAUCCUUUUCAGGUGUAGACUGGCUCCUGACCACUGCAAAAAGGUCAGUCAGUCUUUUGUAAGUAGUCGCACGGCUUCUCAAAAAGGUGUCCCAGUGUUUCAGAGAGUUUUUCCCUGUUGACUUGACUUGGGCUGAGGUCUGAUCCUCCUCAUGAAGCUUUGCCUACCUCAGGAGGCCUAAACGCAGACACACGAACAACAUUUGCAGCUUCAUCUUCCUCCUGAUAAAGGGCUGGAUGGUAUCGUCUGGAAAAACAAGAAAUCCAUUAUCACAAGAGAUAUGAAUCUGAAAAAAACAAAACAGCUUGGACCAGUGGCAGCGACUGAGCCAUUUUCCAAACACAUCUGCUUCAGGACAAGAGGCUUUGACUCACACUUUCUCCAUUUAGCUACAGCGUAUGAUUAAAUUAAAGCACUCUGGAGCUGUAAUAACAUGAACAUGGGCUUCUUGGUUUUCUCAGUCUCAAAAUGGCCACUUCAGAGACAAAGGACAACAGCUCUGAAAUGUGACUGCGCCAUUACAGGGUGAGGCUCUUCUGAACGCGCUGUGGCUCUGGCUCUGUGGCUCUGUGGCUCUGUAUGUGCGGGACACGGUCUGUGGGGAUGUUUUGAUUCAAGAUCUGCUGAUUUACGAAGAGAUAAUCGCAUAAACUGCUGUGGAGAGUCGACUCUGGGUUCAGUGGACUCGCUCAGUUUCGCCUGGCAACUGCUCCCGGAGAAGCCCGCGCUCUGGCCGGUUGCCAUGACAGCCGCGCUGCCAAAUAAGGUCAUGAGGAAACUCGAGAGCACGCGCCUCUGUGAUUAGCCCGGGAGAAAAUAACAGCGCGAGGCUCGUUCAAACAUGGCGGCGCUGCUGUUGUUAUUUUAGGCUUCAACAUGACGUGACUUUAAACAGAAAACCCUCAUGUGUGACUUUAACUCGCUGUUGCCAAACGGAGGCGCAUUCCUCGUGGUUCAGGAGUCUUUAUAUCGACCCCGUGGGCGGUUGGUCGACUCUGAACAGUCCGGUUGUGUCAGAUGCCCUGUCAGAUGCUCAGUCCACGGCAGCGCGCUCACGGUGACCAUCGGGAGCGCGCAUUCCUGUGUGCAGGUCACGAGCGUCACGAGGCUUUGAGCCGCGCGCAGCCCCCACUCGAGAGCCGAGAGCCGUCAUGGCAACAGUGCUCACGUUUAGUACAAGAGAAAGCGUCAUACUGGAGCUUUACGCUUGAUUUGACUCAUUUUCACUGUGUUAUUUACAGUCAAAACCACGUGUCCACCGCGGGAAACAGCGAGAAACACCAGGAAAUCUGCUGCGUAAUGAAACUGUUACUUACGGUAGUUAUGUUACUACGGUAAACAGGAAAAACAAGGACCACAGAGGACCACACUGUGACCUCACAGGGACCGCACUGUGACCACAAAGAGGACCACACUGUGACCUCACAGGGACCACACUGUGACCGCACAGGGACCACACUGUGACCUCACGGUGACCACACAGAACCUCACAGAGGUCACACAGUGACCGCACAGAGGUCACACAGGGACCACACUGACCUCACAGAGGACCACAAAGAGGACCAUACAGGGGGACACACUGUGACCACACAGGGACCGCACAGUGGUCACAAAGUGACCGCACAGGGACCACACUGUGACCGCACAGAGGUCACACAGGGACCACUCAGGGGUCAGACAGUGACCACACAAGGACCACUCAGUGGUCACUGUACCUGGCCCCGGUGUGUGUGUGUGUGUGUGUGUUAGUCUGGAACGUUCCACAGAGGACUGGUCUGUCUUUGUUCUCUCUGUGCUCCUUUGUCCUGUUCAAACAUGAUGUUUUUAGACAGAAUGACACUAGUCCUGACGGCUCUUUACUGUGGCUCUUUACUGACAGCUAUUUACUGACGGCUCUUUACUGUGGCUCUUUACUGACGGCUCUUUACUGUGGCUCUUUACUGACGGCUCUUUACUGUGGCUCUAUACUGUGGCUCUCAGGCCUAAACUCAGGUGUGUUUGAGCUGAAGCAGCGUCCUCAUAAACACAGGUAUAAUGUGUUAUUAUCUUUAUGACAUUCUGUGUUUAAGUUUAAAUAAAUCACAUUUUAUUUAUAGAAGUGAAUGUGGCUCUUUAUUUAAAAUAUAACGUUUGUUGAACCUUUGAUAAAACGACACACUCAAGGUUUUCUAAAGUUACAUCGUCUUCCUCUUUAAAGACAGACCCGCGUGUAGGCUUCUCCUUUAAAGACAGCCCCGCGUGUAGGCUUCUUCCUCUUUAAAGACAGGCCUGUGUGUAGGCUUCUCCUUUAAAGACAGCCCCGCGUGUAGGCUUCUCCUCCUUUAAAGACAGCCCCGCGUGUAGGCUUCUUCCUCUUUAAAGACAGGCCUGUGUGUAGGCUUCUUCUCCUUUAAAGACAGGCCCGCGUGUAGGCUUCUCCUUUAAAGACAGCCCCGCGUGUAGGCUUCUUCCUCUUUAAAGACAGGCCUGUGUGUAGGCUUCUUCUCCUUUAAAGACAGGCCCGCGUGUAGGCUUCUCCUCCUUUAAAGACAGCCCCGCGUGUAGGCUUCUUCCUCUUUAAAGACAGGCCCGCGUGUAGGCUUCUUCCUCUUUAAAGACAGGUCUGUGUGUAGGCUUCUUCUCCUUUAAAGACAGGCCCGUGUGUAGGCUUGUCCUCAUGUGUAGGCCUACAUUAUUAAAUCUGAGUUAUCUCUUCCUGUUGGUGAUAACACGCUGAUAUCACACUCAGACUUUUACAGCGUCUUCGUGCGGUUCAUCUGUUACACGCAGCAUUUUGAGGUAAGAGACUUUCACUCAUUCAAACGACAUCAUAUUCUGUUUUAAAUUGUUAAUCGCUAUGGCAACGGUCCUGGAUUCUCCUCCAUGUGAAGCUCAUGGACGCAGGCUCUACAGUGAACAGUCUAUGGGCCAAUCCGAGACUUAAACUGCUUUACAUUUGUUUAAAACGUAGAUAUGCACCACCCACAUCUGCUCCGACCAUAAGAGGAAGCUCAGUGACGCGCCGAGAUGCUGUGGAUGAGCAGACGAGUGCAGGGAGUCAUUUUGAACAUUUCCAAUCGAACAGGAACAGGAAGUGGUGAGCCGGCCUCAGACCUGCUCAACAUGAGGCUGCUCCGCUCAUUUGACACUGACUGUAAAUCAUCUGAGCUUUACAAACACACGUCUUUGUCAUGUGUUUGACUUAACUCCAGAGACGGGCGCGUUCUCACUGUGAGUUUAUCUGGACACACAAAAAUGACCCACAAUGGAACAACUAAAACUGAUGAACUUAAAAUAGUGAUAGUGGGAGAUGGAGGAUGUGGGAAAACCUCUCUGCUGAUGGUGUACGCCCGAGGAGACUUCCCAGAGACCUACGCUCCAUCUGUGUUUGAGAAAUACAACACCUCUGUGUCUCUGGGAGGAAAAGAGAUAAGACUGAACCUGUACGACACUGCAGGACAGGACGACUAUGACAGACUGCGGCCGCUCGCCUACCAAGAGGCCAGUGUGGUGCUGGUGUGUUUCGAUGUGACCAACCCCACGAGUCUGGAGAACGUUCUAAUAAAGUGGUUUCCAGAAGUGAAACAUUUCUGCAGAGACACUCCUCUCAUCCUCAUCGGCUGCAAGACGGACCUCAGAAAAGACAAGGAGCGAGCGAGGAAACUGCGAGCUUUGAGUCUAGAGCCCAUCUCCUACACACAGGGAGAAGAAGCCUGCAAACAAAUCAACGCUGAAGUUUAUCUCGAGUGUUCUGCAAAAUUUCAAGAAAAUGUGGAAGACAUUUUCAAAGAAGCCACGAAAAGAGCACUGGCAUUUAGACGGAAACAAAAGAACUUUAAGAAGAAGAGGAAAUGCCUCAUUUUGUGA
Periophthalmus magnuspinnatus is the source of this 3872-nucleotide messenger RNA. It is a transcript of the gene rhof, whose product is annotated as ras homolog family member F. NCBI's taxonomy places the organism in Eukaryota, Metazoa, Chordata, Actinopteri, Gobiiformes, Gobiidae. Gene Ontology annotation, biological process: cell migration; small GTPase-mediated signal transduction. Gene Ontology annotation, molecular function: GTP binding; GTPase activity. Bases 3261 to 3872 code for a protein of 203 amino acids. The transcript has 6 exons. The record is from RefSeq and is a predicted model, not a curated record.